AUGCACUACCAAGCAGCUACUUCGUGGGGAAGCUACGUCACACCAAGGAAAAGCGGUGGUGGGAGAUCCAUUAGAACGCAUAGAGAGCUGGCGUCGGAAAAUGCGGUCGUCAUAUUCAGUGUCAGCACAUGCUGCAUGUGUCACGCCAUCAAGAGGCUCUUCUGUGGCAUGGGGGUGAACCCAACGGUGCAUGAGUUGGACGGGACCCCAGAGGCAAGGACUGGAACGUGCUUGAUGAGGUUACUAGUUCUACCUUCUGGUGUUCUGUCGGUCAUGGCGGCAAGUUGUCGAACAUGGCAGAGUAUGGCGUGCCACAUCAAUGCCACCAUUGUACAUCGUCUGAAAGAACAGCUGGUGCUCUAA
This is a messenger RNA of Vigna umbellata (rice bean), 363 nucleotides long. Its product is annotated as glutaredoxin-C1-like. The record is from RefSeq and is a predicted model, not a curated record. NCBI's taxonomy places the organism in Eukaryota, Viridiplantae, Streptophyta, Magnoliopsida, Fabales, Fabaceae.